Pochonia chlamydosporia 170 is the source of this 852-nucleotide messenger RNA. RefSeq names its product short chain dehydrogenase/reductase. Gene Ontology annotation, cellular component: intracellular anatomical structure. The transcript has 3 exons. Gene Ontology annotation, molecular function: oxidoreductase activity, acting on NAD(P)H, oxygen as acceptor. Bases 1 to 852 code for a protein of 283 amino acids. The record is from RefSeq and is a predicted model, not a curated record. NCBI's taxonomy places the organism in Eukaryota, Fungi, Ascomycota, Sordariomycetes, Hypocreales, Clavicipitaceae.
AUGCCCGCCGCCGACGUAUUUACAUCCGGAUCCUCCGCCCUCAUCACCGGAGGUGCCUCUGGCGUCGGCCUGGCAAUUGCAAAGCUAUGCCGCAGCAAGGGCAUGAAGGUUCUCCUAGUCGAUGUUAAUACCGAUGCCCUUCAAAAAGCGAAAAAGGAGCUUGUUGGAGAAAACUGUGCUGAAUCAGAUGUUGUCACGACUGUGGUGGAUGUCAGCCAGGUUGAUGCCUGGGCGAGUUUGAAGAAGACCGCCAUUUCUGCAUUUGGUAGCAUUGAACUUCUCGUUUUGAACGCUGGAAUCGGAGCGAGGGGUACAUGGGGAGACCAAGACUACUUCACCAAGAUCUUCCAAACCAACCUGUUUGGUGUUGUCAAUGGAAUCAAUACGUUCCUACCAGUAGUCCAAGAAGCUGCAAAGUCAAAGCCGACUUCUAUCGUCAUCACAGGCAGUAAACAGGGCAUCACAAAUCCACCUGGAAACGCGGCAUACAAUGCGUCGAAAUCUGCGGUGAAAACUCUCGCGGAACAUCUUAGUUGGGACUUGAAGAAUACCAACACUAGCGUGCAUUUACUUGUGCCGGGGUGGACUUUUACCGGAAUGACUCGGGGUGGAAAUACUGAAAAGCCUGCUGGUGCGUGGGCUCCCGAACAAGUAGCUGACUUUUUAUAUCACAAGAUGCAAAAUGACAAGUUCUACAUCAUCUGCCCUGACAAUGAUGUUUCGGAGGAAACCGACAAGAAGAGAAUGCUCUGGUCAGUGGGGGAUAUCGUGAAAGAGCGACCGCCCCUGACUCGAUGGCGUGAAGAGUGGAAAAAGGAAGCGGAGGAAACAAUGGCUCAAACUAAGGUGUAA